This is a messenger RNA of Porites lobata, 333 nucleotides long. The record is from the annotation of a GenBank genome assembly. Lineage: Eukaryota; Metazoa; Cnidaria; Anthozoa; Scleractinia; Poritidae.
AUGCUUGUAGGGAUCGUAGAAGGCCUUCUUUUUCUUGGGAACGGACAAUUUCAAAGAAUAAGAGGCAUUGUAAGUGAUGAAGGAAACGCUCAGUGGAAAGCAAAUCCUGGGCCAGCGUUUCAACUCUUCGCCUCAAGUGUAUCCAUAUUUUUCCUCGCGUCGGUCUCUUUAGAACGCGCUUUCGCAGUGCUGUGCCCGUUUCGUCAUGGCACCACAAAAACUCGAUUUUAUAUUUACAUUGUAACUGUCACCUGGGUUAUUGGACUUUUUUACGCUCGGUCUUUACUUGGUAGCCUUCUAUUACCCGCCAAAAGUAAAGAGAGAACAUUUUAG